Messenger RNA from Triplophysa dalaica, 1773 nucleotides. RefSeq names its product ets homologous factor (gene ehf). Gene Ontology annotation, biological process: regulation of transcription by RNA polymerase II; cell differentiation. Lineage: Eukaryota; Metazoa; Chordata; Actinopteri; Cypriniformes; Nemacheilidae. The transcript has 9 exons. Bases 165 to 1040 code for a protein of 291 amino acids. Gene Ontology annotation, molecular function: DNA-binding transcription factor activity, RNA polymerase II-specific; sequence-specific DNA binding. Gene Ontology annotation, cellular component: nucleus. The record is from RefSeq and is a predicted model, not a curated record.
CGGUGUCUUACAAGAGUUUGACAGGCCCAAACAGUGCCACAGGUACACAACCAGAUCUCUCUCUCUCUCCAUAAGACCGUCGUUCUCUCUCGCUCACAAAGACUGAAUACUUCAGAAGGAAAACCGUUCAUCUGUCUGGGUCAUAUUCAGCAUCUCUGCAUUGGAUGAUGGUCCUUCAGGCCAGCAGUGUCAUGACUAUGAGUGUUGAAAACCAGUUACCUUCCACAUGGACAACCCACUACAGCUGCCCUGAUGUUUCCACGGUGACGUCCAGUUACACGGGUCGUCUCUGGUCUCAAGAUCUUCACCCACAGAACUGGUCAAAGUAUCAGGUCUGGGAAUGGCUCCAGCAAAAUUUGGACAUGCACCAGAUCGAUGCCACCAGCAUUCCCUUCCAGAACUUCGACCUGGACGGGAGACAGCUUUGCAACAUGGACUACCAAGACUUCACGCGGGCGGCCGGAUCCGUCGGUCCCAUUCUUUUCCAAAGCUUGGCUGAAGUCAAGUGGAAUGUUCAGUAUGGUCAAACAGAUUUGUUCAUGCAGGGGGACAUUAAAACAGAAAUUGAUGUAGAGUUUCCCUGUUCGAUGCCUCCCUUCAAAGAAGAGCCCAGCUUUUACAGCACAUCAGAACUGUUUGACCUCAAAAGCUCACUCCAGCCCAACACCAUGUUGGCCUCCCCAGCUCCUUCAAGCCCAGAUCCCAAGCGGUCACGCGGUCGCACCAAUCAGGUUAAAAGACACAACCCUCGCGGGACGCACCUGUGGGAGUUUAUCCGAGACAUCCUGUUGUACCCGGAGCGUAACCCGGGGCUUAUCAAAUGGGAGGAUCGUUCAGACGGGGUGUUUCGUUUUCUCAAAUCCGAAGCCGUGGCUCAGCUGUGGGGAAAGAAGAAAAAUAACAGCAGUAUGACCUAUGAGAAGCUCAGCAGGGCCAUGAGGUAUUAUUACAAGCGAGAGAUCCUGGAGCGGGUUGACGGACGCAGGCUCGUCUAUAAGUUCGGCAGGAAUGCUCGAGGAUGGAGAGAGUCUGAAAAGUGAAGGACUUUGAGUUUUGAGCUUUCAUGUAAAAAAGUUUAUUUAUGACAUUAUGGCAGUUUGAGUUAGUUCUUUGAUGCUGUUGUGUUUAUAAGAAUCGUUCACUUGUCUGUGACUUUGUUGUUUGAGAUUAUUUUCUAGUUUCGUAGAAAAGUGCCUGACACUGAAAUGGAAAUGAAGACGCUUUUCAUGUUGUUUACAUUUGCAUGUCAUUUACAUGUUACACUCAUUUAUUUGAAUUUGAAUGUACAUUUAUGUACCCGUAAUGUGAAACGCUGUUUGCUCAUUAAAAAUGUUAGAAAUUGUUAAAAAUGUCGUUUGACUUGAAUACUACCUGUACCUAGAAUGAACUCUUGCAAUAUAGAGAAGAUGUUCCUUCAACCAGAUAAAGAUCCUUAAAGGGAUAGUUCACCCAAAAAUAAAAACUCUGUCACAUUCUCUUGUUAUUUCAAACCUGUAUGACCGAGUAAAUGAUAACAGAUUUAAAUUUUGGGGGUAAACUAUCACUUUAAUAGCAGGAGAAAGACACAUUUAGAAGAUUCUUGGUAAAAGUAAAGGAGAAAUUAUGAAGGAGCAGUCAGUAAAAAAACUACUAAACCAAUAGCCGGGUCACGUUUUAUUUUUUAUAAGUUUUGUAGUAUAAAUGUAUGACAAACCACGAGUCAACAUGUUUUUUUUUCUGUACAUAAGCUGAGACUACAUUCAUAAAAGCACUAAUAAAAUCAUUUAAAAAAUU